AUGACAUCUGCCAUACAGAGCGGCUGCGAUAGAAUUCUCCCACGUCCAAGGGGACGCGAAACACGCAACCCCUGGUGGACUGAAGAGCUAGAAUCAAUGAAAAAGGAGCUAAUCCGCAAACACCAUACCAUCCAAAAACUCAAAAAGAAAAACCUACCCAUGACUGAAAUAUUAGAAGAAAGAAACACGCUCAAGAAACAAUAUACAGAAGCCCUCAGCACCACAUCCAGUAAUCAUUUCAAAGAUUUUUGUACUAAACAAGGCAAAGACGACGUUUGGUCAUUAACCAAUAAACUGCUGAAAACCAAACCAUUAACACAACCACCCACAAACAUCAAACUCAAAAAUGGCACAUAUACGGAAAACAGUAAAGAAGCAGCGCAAGCAAUUCUCAACGACCACUUCCCCGACGAUACUCCCGAUCGAACACAAGAACAACAUAACGCCAGAAACAUAACAGAUAAAACCCCUAACACAAGCUCAGAACCUCCUUAUCACAAC
Molecule: messenger RNA, 501 nt
Organism: Iphiclides podalirius (scarce swallowtail)
Lineage: Eukaryota; Metazoa; Arthropoda; Insecta; Lepidoptera; Papilionidae
Source: the annotation of a GenBank genome assembly